Messenger RNA from Oncorhynchus masou masou (cherry salmon), 1412 nucleotides. Its product is annotated as calretinin-like. Gene Ontology annotation, biological process: regulation of long-term synaptic potentiation; regulation of presynaptic cytosolic calcium ion concentration. The transcript has 11 exons. The record is from RefSeq and is a predicted model, not a curated record. Lineage: Eukaryota; Metazoa; Chordata; Actinopteri; Salmoniformes; Salmonidae. Gene Ontology annotation, molecular function: calcium ion binding. Gene Ontology annotation, cellular component: terminal bouton; nucleus; synapse. Bases 90 to 905 code for a protein of 271 amino acids.
GCAGGGGGGUUACAGUGUGGAUUGUGGUCCUACAGAUAAAAAGUUCGCAGGGGAUAUUCUAGCGCACAGGAGGAAAAGUCGUUGAGAACAUGGCAAACAAACCACAGCAGCCUCCUCACCUUCAUCUGGCGGAAUUGAGCGCCACCCAGUUCAUCGACAUCUGGAACCAUUUCGAUACGGACGGCAAUGGCUACAUUGAGGGCAAGGAACUGGAGAACUUCUUCAGGGAGUUGGAGAUUGCACGGAGAGGGGCCGGAGUGGACCCAUCAAACUCCACUUUCAGAGAGAAGAUGAAGGAGUUUAUGCAGAAGUUUGACAAGAACGCAGAUGGGAGAAUUGAGAUGUCAGAGCUGGCUCAGAUUUUGCCCACGGAGGAGAACUUCCUGCUUUGCUUCAGAGAGUUUGUUGGAUCCAGUUCUGAGUUCAUGGCGGCUUGGCGACGAUACGAUACAGAUCGCAGUGGGUACAUUGAAGCCAAUGAACUGAAGGGAUUCCUCUCAGACCUGCUGAAGAAAGCCAACAGACACUACGAUGACCAGAAGCUUCAUGAGUACACACAGACAAUACUCAAGAUGUUUGAUCUAAACGGAGAUGGGAAGCUGGGCCUGUCAGAAAUGGCGAGGCUUCUCCCAGUUAAGGAAAAUUUCUUACUGAAGUUCCAGGGUAUCAAACUGACCUCUGAGCAGUUCAAUGCUAUCUUUGCAUUCUACGACAAGGAUGGAAAUGGCUACAUUGAUGAGCAGGAGCUCGAUGCUCUGUUGCGUGACCUCUAUGAAAAGAACAAAAAGGAGGUGGACACCAAAAACCUGAUUGACUACAAGAAGAGCAUCAUGGCCCUGUCGGACGGGGGCAAGCUGUACCGCUCCGAGCUGGAGAUUGUGCUCUGCAGGGAGCCCAUGCUGUGAACCCUGACAACCAUUGCUGUCUGUUUUUUGACCUCCAUGACCUUAUCUGCCCAUCCCCAGAUCACACCCACCUCCAGCUGCUUGACGACUGUAACCUGGUGCAUGUGCCGGUCACUCCCUUCAUGAGUUUUGAAUGAAUGUGCAACUGAGAAGCACAAACCAGCUCUCCCUCAGAACCCCUGUCCCCACUCGUCCCUGCAGACUGACCCAGCUAUUACGUUGCCCCUCAAAUUCUACAUUUAACAAAAUGAAUAAAGAUGAUAAAGGUACUUCUGAUAAUUAUGAUUGCAAUGUGAACAGGAGAGGAAUGAAAAUGAAUAUAAUAGGAUUAUUUAUUCUGAAUGCUUGGUUUGACUUUUCUCCUCUCUUUUUUCUCUGUUUGAUCUGGUGUUUCAUCGUUAAAUUAUUAUCCUGUUACAUUUAGAUUUUUGAUGUUGGGUUUUCUGGCUGAUACUGUUAUAAUGAGGAUAUUAUCGAAAGCAUUAAUUAAAGAUAUCUUACGAUUAA